This is a messenger RNA of Biomphalaria glabrata, 5579 nucleotides long. RefSeq lists its product as uncharacterized. The record is from RefSeq and is a predicted model, not a curated record. NCBI's taxonomy places the organism in Eukaryota, Metazoa, Mollusca, Gastropoda, Planorbidae. The transcript has 3 exons. The coding region runs from base 358 to 2181 and encodes 607 amino acids.
GAGAGCGAGGGGCGGCCAGACCGCAGUUUGCGUUGAGGACCGCUGGGCUGGGAGAGGGGUACGCAACCCUACCUGUGUCAACUCAGAUUCGUACAGCUCUAAUCGUUCUGUUUAGCUCGGUCACGGCUGCGGGGUCCCGAGAAAAGGGAAACAAACUAUUUAUUUUUUUCUUCUUCUGGGAUAUUCUCGUUGGAUUACGAAGGAAAUCUUCCCCAGACUUUAUGGAUUAUAAGCUAACGCCAAGACCAAUACAUAGGAUACUGGUCUGCUUGACUAUUGGCUAACUUAAAGAGGUGAGAAUCACAAGCGUCUGCUAAGGAUGACUGCGGUCAGAGAGUAGCCCAUGGCCAUGCCAAGAUGAAUGACCUGUUCUAUCUGGGGAUCAUUAUCCCAACAGUCAUCACCAUCGUCCUCUUUCUGAUUUUCAUCUACUGUUGGUUUCUCCAGAAAGCUCGUAAGGAGGUGCUGACCAAGAAGUAUGACCCCCACGGAAAAAUGCGACGCUUGGGCAUGUCUAUGGACCCUCCGCCACCUCCGAGAUUUUGCCAAGCGGGACAAUGCUUGCUUCCAGAAACAGGAGAGGACAACUGUGCUUACGACGUCAGCCGCAGCCCGUCCACUGAACAGGAAGGCCAAGGUCAGCCCAUGUACCACACAUAUCAUGACAGCGGCAUCUCUAAUUGUCUGUCGCCUAGUCAUGACCACGAGCCCAUUGGAGAUUUCGCCUAUCGUGCUUGCCCGGACUCAGGUUUCUCCCUGAGUUUAAAUCCGGGAACUUAUGGCCAUCAGCAGAGUGACCAGAGACUAAUUAGUCCCCUGAGUCCCUGUGAGCACCAUCCCCUGUUCUACUAUGGCCAACACCAACACAGCUCAGCAUCGCAGUUGGCGCCCGGCAGGGGAGGUUUCUCUCCAGAACCUUUGAGGCCCCACCAAAUUCUCACCGACCAGAUACAGGUCCACGCAGGAGGCGAACAAGGCUUCUUCCAGCAUCCAAUGCCACAGGCCGACCUUCGGCCUAAAGUCCAGCCAGCGUCCGUCCACCCAAGCCACGGGGUCUGCUACGGCGACGACACCCGGCACCCUCAAUGCUCACAGCAUUACGAGCCACCACAGCUGUGCCGCGGCAGUCUCGUGCACCACAACCAGCAGGCGGAACAACAACAUGCGCACAGACCGCCACAAAGCUUGUUCCGAGACCCCAGUGUCUCUCAAAUAAACAUAAUCAAAAACUGUCCAAACCAGACAGUAAGCUACAAUAUAUCCCCAACCAAUCCAGUGCCCAAUGGUGCAUCGUCUUUAGACUUUAACUAUCCAAUGAAAUCAGAAAGACUUUUAAUGAACAUCCCAGUGACGAGUCUUUCCCAGAACUGUCACUCAGAUCCUUGUGUUCAACGAUGUCUUCAUUUACCAUUGACUACAUCUAUAGCAUAUCAUUCUCACGCUUCUUCCUUGACCUCGCCACUGGGCAUGAGCCAUUCCUACAACAAAUCUGGACUGGACACAUCCCAUGCCCAGAACAGUGAGCGGCCAGACUCCCAGGCUUCUCAGUCUUCGACUACAGACUCUGAAGACUCGGGAUUCCGAAGCUCCCACCACAAGAGCAACCUCGGCAAGCAGGGCAACCCACUGAUGAAGCCCACGCGUAGGAUUAAGAACAAGAAUAAGAUCCAGCAGCCAGGAGCAGCCUCUCCGAUGACCCCCAUGGUCACGCUCAGUCCGCAUCAGCUCCAGAUCAGCCAUGACGUCAUUCAAACCUCGUCCAUCAUGGGUGUUGACCUGGCUCACAGAUCUCCAGGUGUUCUCAAACAAAAUACAAGCAGCGGCAACCUGGAAAGAGACAACGGCUGUUUCCCACAAGGAUUUCAUCAAGGAUUAAGCUACCGCAAUUCCCCCAGCUCAGAGGAAAAAAAUCCCCUCGCCCAGAAAAUCGAAAACUGGCCGCCACAGUCCACUAACGAUAGGGAGACUGUGGUCAAACAAAACAUUGACCUGAGUGACAUCAGCACACACCUGAGCUGGAAGUACCAGCAGGACGCUGGUCAGUCAGGCGGCAUCCCGCCCUUAAGCCCGAACCAGAACAACCGACUUCAGCAGUCCUGCCAUCAAGGCAUGGGCAGUGGUCAGAUGAUGAAAAUGACUGCAGACCAACACAUGGAGCUGGUCGGUUAUUCCGUCGUGUAGACUGUUACUUGUGCCACACUUUCUAGUGAUGACCAAAACUGAGCCCUGUCCUGUUCAAACUGUGUUAUUUAUUGCAUUAGGUCACAAUAUCGGAUUUACCCGAUACUAUUUAUAAGAACAUUGCGCGUGACACGGGGAUUAUCCGAUUCUAUUUAUAGUAACAUUUGCGCGCAAGAUGUGCGCGCCACAUGUACGUAGCAGUAAAACUACACUUGUGCAUUCAAAUGUCUAGACAUCUUUCUUUUUUUUCCCUUCAUAAAAGUGAUAGCAAGAGAAUGUUCAUGUGUAAGAAAGAGUGAGAUAGUAUUUUCUCUUGUGUGAUUGCGUUGUAGAGAAUGAACUGCUCUAGGACUAGAUGCCCAGCAGCAAUGGCUCAACUACACCUACAGUAUUAAACAAUCCGGCAUGCUACGAGUGUUGGGGGGGGGGGAUGAUGGAAGAAAUGGAGAAUUAAAAUAGAGAAAAAAAAACAAUAUUCGUGUAUUAAUAUUCAAAAACAUGCUAACUAAAAAUAAUAUUCAAAAACAUGCUAACUAAAAAUAAUAUUCAAAAACAUGCUAACUAAAAAUAAUAUUCAAAAACAUGCUAACUAAAAAAAUCAUUAGAAAGUGAACAACUUAUAUAAAGGUAACAGCUGUACAUUUAGGUCGGAGUGUACGAAAGUGUGUUUUAUAUUAUCAAACAACAUUAAUUAAUUCCGACUAAUUACUUUUUUAAAAAUAUUAUUUAUGUGGUGUUAGGGACAUUGAAUAUUUGCGCGAAGUUUCAACUUGAUCUGAGAACAGGAAGUUGGAGAAAUAACGUGUACACACCAUUUGAACUAGACAGACCGAGUAAUUUGAUAUAAAGUUUGUAAUGAGUCCCUUCAUGCCAACUACAAAAUUGCAAUUCUUCUCUGUAAGAAAGUACACAGGUUUCUAAGUCCUGCUAUGGUUUCCAGUGAAGUAUCACUCAAACAUUGGACUCUGGUAUUUACCUCUGUACUAGGGUGACACUGUCAUGUGACUGAUGCCCUAAUGAACGGAAGUUUGGGUUAUGAGAAGUGCAAAUGAUAUGACCUAUGACCUUAGAUGGCUGCCUGUGAAAGUCCAGUGCACACGUUGCCCAUGGUAGAAGAAAAAAUUUAUACAACAGCAGCUGCUGGGAAAGGGGGGGGGGGUGAUGACCAUCAAGUGUGAGACAAAACAGUCUACGAUGUUUAUAUUUGACUGUGACAGACUACAUUGAGAGCAUUACUGCUCUUUAAACACGGAACAUUAUAAUCGGAAAAACAGCUAAUAGUUUGUGUAUCAUUUUAGGUGUAGGCUACUCAUCAUAAAAAGUGGAGACUUUGCUUACACACAAUUUUACUCCAUCUAAACAUGACAAACAAACAUUUACUGCUGCAGGGGUAAACCACUGUUUAGAAAAUACGAAAAAACAUGCAUAUAUGUGACCCUGCCGGACCAAGUAUUUUCUAAACAUAGCAACAAUGUAAGAACGUUUAUUUGAAUCCUCCAAAUAACAAUGGCCACAAAUUGGUGCACAAAAGGGAAAAAAUAAUUGAAACGAAAAUAAGUAAUUGAUUUAUAAAUAAAACCACAAUUUAUAGGGCUCGUCCAUCGUGGUUCCACUUUUGUGGGGCUGAGGGCUUUGCACUGGGGUUUAGUGCCUCCACAUGUGGCUGAUGAGACCUAAGUGAGCCUAUAAUGUUCGGCUGCACACCAGGGAGGUGAUUCCAGCUAUAGCUAAUGUCAUUAGUUGUUGUUUUUUCUCUGGCUCCUCUGCCAGAAAAUAUUAAAUAAACGAAAAACCAGACAGUUAUAAGAGUUAAACACAUAUAAUACAGCUAAGCUCCAUUCUCCAUUCAAUUGAAAUAACUUACAACAAAACCUUACAACAUUUCAGUUCCAUGUGUUGCUUCAUAAAGUGUUGCAGAUUUCAGAACAUUUUAAAUCUUGUAACAAUAAUAAUAAUAAGCUCGAUUGUCCGUACGGAAAUUUGUCUUACAAUUUGUGCAUUACACCAAACAAAAAAAAAACAUUAUAACUAUAAGAAACCAAAGUGUACAUUCACACCAGACGCACUCGAUACUUUGAACUUUGUCUUUAAAAGCUGAAACACACUUUUAGUAGAAACAAAAACAACUAGAAUGGUCAAUAAUUCUGGCAUAAUAAGACAGUGGUAGCAGUGGUCCUCAAAGUGAGGUAGAAUUACAAUCAUGGUCAUGGGAGUACAUGACCAUGUACGAGUCUAAAAACGUGUGCGCUAGAAUAGACAUUUACACUAAGUUUUAUGAAAAUAGACUAAGUGCUAUAAGUACAAAGUACACUGUAGAUUAAUUACACUCUAAACUAGCCACUAGUCACCCAAUAUGGCCGCGAAGUCGUCUGCCAGAUUGUUCUGAUCCUUGAAAUCGAUUACAUUCAUUGGAAUCGAUGUUGUUUUUGAGACUUCAGUCAUGUGAUGUUACGUGGAUAGGGACAACAUGGUGAGGAUGUUUGGACCUUGUACCAUUGCCGGCCUUAAGCAUAGGCAAACUAGGAAGCUGCCUAGGGCCUCCGUUUGAUGAAGCCCUCGCAUUAGAGGUAUAUUUCUUUUAGAGAAUAAAGAGCGAAACUUAUCAUCAAUGUUAUUGUUGAAGUAAAUUAGGUUUUUAAUACAUUGAAUAUUUUUUAUUUUUUUUCGCUGUUCAUUUUUUUAAAUUUUAUUUGGGGCCACCAAAGUCGCUUCGCCUAGGACCUCCAAUUAUCUAAAACCGGCCCUGCUUGUAUAUAACUCGUUGGCUGAACGGUAAAACGCUUGGCUUACGAAUUGGAGGUACUGGUUCAAAUCCGGGUGUAAACUGGGAUUUUUAAUUUCGGGAUCUUUAGGCACCUCUGAGUCCACCCAGCACUAAUGGGUACCUGACAUGAGUUGUCGAAAAGUAAAGGCGGUUGGUCGUUGUGCUGGCCACUUGGCCCCCUCGUUAACCGAGGGCAACAGAAACAGAUGACCUUUACAUCGUCUGCACAAUAGAUUGCAUACAUAACAUAGUUGUCAUAGGAGGCGCGAAUGUAAAGUGAGUCAUGUGACCAAUGUUUUAUAUUUUGCUUUAUUAAUGAAAUGAUUGCCAUAUGUUGCUAUAAGAGAAGCUGUUUGAUUCGCUGUGUGUUGUAAGAACGUUUGCGAUUGGUUGCUUAAUUAAUGUGUACGCUUCUUCACGUGUUCAUUCAAAUACCCCCCGCCAUUUUAUGUUCCCAGUUAAAUGUUCGCCAUUAGCUCUGUCUGUGCCAUACAUGUCACGCUGACCACUAGUUCAGAUGACCGAUGGGUAGUGUCCAGACACCGGAUCAAGGUGUCAAGAUCAGUGUCCGCUGUAUGUGUAUGUAGGUCAGUUUGGUCUGACGUGAAUGAUUCAAAUAAAAGUUAACCCAGUG